AUGACCAACUCCUGCUGCUCUCCUUGCUGCCAGCCUUCCUGCUGCAGGACCACCUGCUGCAGAACCACCUGCUGGAGACCAAGCUGUGUGAGCAGCUGCUGCCAGCCCUGUUGCCAGCCCAGCUGCUGUGGCUCCAGCUGUUGCCAGCCUUGCUGCCAGCCCAGCUGCUGUAGGACCUGCUUCCAGCCAAGCUGUGUGAGCAGCUGCUGCAGCACACCCUGCUGCCAGCCCUGCUGCUGUGUGUCCAGCUGCUGCCAGCCCUGCUGCCAGCCCAGCUGCUGUCAGCCCAGCUGCUGCCAGCCCAGUUGCUGUGAGCCCAGCUGCUGUCAGCCCAGUUGCUGUGAGCCCAGCUGCUGUCAGCCCAGGUGCUGUAUUUCCAGCUGCUGCCAGCCCUGCUGCCAGCCCAGCUGCUGCAAGCCCAGCUGCUGCCUCAAGCCCUGCUGCCAGCCCUGCUGCCCUGAGCUGUGCUGCCAGCCAGCUUGCUCUGGACCUGUGACCGUCACCAGGACUUGCUACCAGCCCACAUGUGUCUGUGUGCCUGGCUGUCUGUCCCAGGGCUGUGGGUCCAACUGCUGUGAGCCCUGCAACUGUUGA
Microtus oregoni (creeping vole) is the source of this 594-nucleotide messenger RNA. Its product is annotated as keratin-associated protein 9-1-like. Gene Ontology annotation, cellular component: keratin filament. The record is from RefSeq and is a predicted model, not a curated record. The coding region runs from base 1 to 594 and encodes 197 amino acids. The transcript has 2 exons. Lineage: Eukaryota; Metazoa; Chordata; Mammalia; Rodentia; Cricetidae.